GAGAUAGAAAAUGACGAACAGUCUUUAAGCGCCCAAAACAUUCACAUAUACAAAUACUUUAAAAACAGUACGACGUUAGAAGACUGUAUAAUUACAUUUUACGAAAAUUUUCAAAAGAAGUUUAACAUUGAAGUACAAACUUUACAGCCUUUACGUGAGUUUCUUGCACAACUGAAAGAAGAAGGAAUUGUAGAAAGAUUAAUAGCUUUUCAUUACGAGUUUGUACCAAAUGAAGAUGGAACUCAUGACUGUCAAUUCAUUGUAUUCUCACCAUUCAAUGAAGUCGCUAAAGAGAAAGAAAAUCCAUUACGUAUAAGAUUUCAAAUCUCUGAACCAAGUGAUGAUUUCAAAAAUGUUUUCAAUUAUGAUGCAAUGCUUCCGAGGAAAAAUGAAUUUUCCGAAAUUAGAUUUCCAGGUAUUUGGGAUAGAAAGCAAGCUAUAUUAUAUUCAAACUUAAGUAAGGGAGUUGAAAAUGAGUUCAUUGGUCAUACAAGAACUUCACCACUUCCUAACCCUAAAUACUAUAAAUUAACUGGCUUCAAUCGUGAGUUUUGGAUAGACAUGUUCUCCACUCAUGACCAUAACUGCCCAGUGUUCUUACCUCCAGACCAUAAGGACUGUCUCUACAUUGAAGCACAACUCUUAAACUCUACCAUCGCAGUAUUGUAA
Molecule: messenger RNA, 669 nt
Organism: Trichomonas vaginalis G3
Lineage: Eukaryota; Parabasalia; Trichomonadida; Trichomonadidae
Exons: 1
Source: RefSeq, a predicted model, not a curated record